Eufriesea mexicana is the source of this 405-nucleotide messenger RNA. RefSeq names its product transmembrane protein 234 homolog. The record is from RefSeq and is a predicted model, not a curated record. Lineage: Eukaryota; Metazoa; Arthropoda; Insecta; Hymenoptera; Apidae. The transcript has 4 exons. Bases 1 to 405 code for a protein of 134 amino acids.
AUGUCAGUAUCUUUAGAUUCUAUUACGUCCCUUAUCCUUGUGGCAGUUUUGUGGGGUGUAUCUAACCCAUUUAUUAAAAAAGGAGCUAAAGGUUUAGAAAAUGUGGAAUCAUCUUCCAAAUUUGGUCAAUUUUUUAAAGAAUCUGCAUUUCUUAUUACAAAUUUAAAGUACAUUAUACCAUUUAUCAUUAAUCAGUCUGGUUCUGUGUUAUAUUUUUUAACUUUGAGUAAAGCAGAUAUAUCAUUGGCUGUUCCUGUUACCAAUUCUAUUACUUUUAUGAUAACUGCAAUAACUGGUUGGAUCUUGGGUGAAGAAAAAAUACAUAAAAAUACGUACAUUGGGAUGAUAUUAAUUUUGAUUGGAACAGUCCUUUGUUGUUGGGAUAAAAUAGAUAAUACUAUAUAA